UUUCUCGUUGCGGUGGUGUUACUUAAAAGUUUAAAUGCGCAAGAGGAAAUUAUUACAGUGGAAGCGGUAGUGGGGCAGAGCGCGGAGCUGCCUUGCAACAUCACCGCGGAGAACGAAGGAGAUGUCCUUAGAAUCAUCGCCUGGUACAGAGACGGCUCGCCCACGGCAUUCUAUAGCAGUCGCGACCUGCGCGGCGACAACAGCGACGUACUAUCCCCUGGAGGUCGCUUCAAGCUCAUCACCUCAGAGGAUGAGACUGAAGAGCGUCUACAGAUCCUCGCCGUGCGGCCCUCUGAUGCCGGACAGUACUACUGCUUCGCCGACUUCGAGUCGAGUCGGGCUCACAAAACUUAUAUCACAUUGGACGUUAUAGAGCCACCUCAGCGGUUGUGGGUGAUACACGAGAACGGCACACGCGUGACGACGGCGAGCGCGGGCGCCAACACCAGCAGGAACCUCGGCCCCUACUACAUCGGCGACACCGUCCAUCUCUUCUGUGUCGUCUUCGGAGUGUGUCUACUGUUUAAAAAAAUUGCAGAUCCUCCGCAACUACAAAUAGCUGUAGAAGGAGAACUCGAAAACAACACUCUGAGUGCGGUAAAGGGCAGCAACUUGACUAUCAACUGCAGCUACGAGGCCAAUCCCUCCGUGUACCAAGUCACCUGGUUUCAUGGGGAUGAUUUGGUGAACCAGAAGUACGACCACGAGGAGUCAUCGAUCAAGCCGACACUGGAGCUGACAGAGAUAACAGAGGCCGAGGCGGGCGAGUACGUGUGCGCCGCCACCAACAACGAGGGGUCCGCCUACAGCGAACCUAUUGUCAUCGAUGUCACUUAUCCUGCGUACUGUGAAGACGAAACGAUAUCGGAGUACGGCGUGUCGGCGGAGGACAGCAUCAACAUAACGUGCGGCGUGCGCGCCAACCCGCCGCCCAGCGCCUACCGCUGGGCCUUCAUCAGCGAGACCAUGGACCUCGACAAGCGCCGCACCAACCAGACCUACAACGUGGAGACAGAGGACCCCACGCUCACCUACAGAAGACCCAACGACACUUCAUAUACAUUGAUACGUUGUUGGGGCCUGAACAACGUGGUGGGCAGCGCGCUGCCGCAGACCAGGUGCUCCUUCCUCAUCACGGACGAGACCGCGCCGCGCCCGCCCGCCGCCUGCUCCGCCGUCAGGCACCACCACGACAUCACCGUCUCCUGCCGCAAGGGACACGAUGGCGGCCUACAACAAAAAUUCAAAUUUAACGUAUUUUCGUCGGACUCGGAGGAACAAACUCUGUCGAUUAUAAACCAGGAGCCCAAGUUCAUAAUUCAGGAGCCUAAAGAAGAGUCAUAUAAGUUUAUUGUGGUCGCGUUCAACGCUAAAGGAGAGAGCAGUACAGUCGAGAUAGAUAAAGACAGCAUUAUUGAUGAAACUGAAGGUGAAGUUGGUCCUGUGAGCGCGGUGAGCAACAUCACCGCGCUGGCGCUGGCGCUAUGCGGCGGCGUGCUGCUGCUGGCGCUGGCGGCGUGCGGCCUGGUGCUGUGUGCGCACGAGCGCACGGCACGACACGACCUGCCGCGCGCGCACUCUGACCCCCCGCUCUGCGCCUACAGCACUGAGGACACAAACUGUGAGACGUAUCACGACAGCGACGAUGGCAGCGAGUGCAACGUGCGGCGCACGGAGUCGUUCCGACGUGCCGUGUCGCGCUACCCCGGCAAGAACUACGACGUGCGGCGCACCGGCUCCUUCCACUCGGCGCGCUACGUGCACGAGCUGGGCGAGCCGCGCGCCCCCGCGCCGGCGGAGGGACACGCGCUCAGACACAGCGCCAGCUGCAGGAUGCACUCCAUGCAGAACGUCAGCAGGAAGCGAGACAUGGACGCCCUCUGCGAUCACCUAGUCAUGCAUCUACCCCCAGAUACUAACUAUAACGUCGCUAAACCGAUGAAUACAUUUUAUACGAUGCCCAGAAAAAUGCGACAUAAAGCAGCAAAGGAAUUGAGCGACGAAACGUCUGAAAUAACGCAAACAUCUGACGGAUUUUCGCUACCACCGCCGCCGGAUGAGUUCGGAACGUAUCGAGCCGCCACCAAGAUCAAAGAUAUGCCAUCAAAGUCUACACCAACGUACACCACUAUCUUAAGAAAAAGUCCUUCAGGCAAGGAGUUAGGGAAGCAACAAACUAUAUCUCCUAAUACAAUAGGCCUGCCGACUGUCAGCGGCGCUCACAAUGGCCUGUACACGUAUCCAGAUUACGACAGCCAAGGUAACCCUAUUAAUACAAAUCCUUUCGAUGAUUCUUCGUAAUAAUUGUUGCUGGUCACAUACGCAAGGGAGACAAGGGAUGCAACAAUUUAGGUAAUAAAUCGAUUUUUGCCAAUUAGUUAUUUUGUUGUAACUUGAUAUCAGAAAAUAUAGUGCUAAUUUAAUAAAAAGCAAGUAUGCACUUGUAACAAAUCUACGGGUCAGCCCCACAAAAUUGUAAAUUGUCUGAUAAUAAUCCAACGUGUAAAAUAUGUAAUGAAAAUAUCGGAUUGUUAUCUUGUCUGACAGUGACUUCAUUUUUAAGCUGAGCGGUCAUGAGCCAGUGGUGUGACAGGUCUUAGUAUUUUAAUGAUUUACCAAAGUU
Messenger RNA from Papilio polytes (common Mormon), 2623 nucleotides. RefSeq lists its product as uncharacterized. The annotation marks the transcript as partial. The transcript has 12 exons. NCBI's taxonomy places the organism in Eukaryota, Metazoa, Arthropoda, Insecta, Lepidoptera, Papilionidae. The record is from RefSeq and is a predicted model, not a curated record.